Molecule: messenger RNA, 668 nt
Organism: Gallus gallus (chicken)
Lineage: Eukaryota; Metazoa; Chordata; Aves; Galliformes; Phasianidae
Gene: TMEM35B
Product: transmembrane protein 35B
Exons: 3
Coding region: 15-431 (138 amino acids)
Source: RefSeq, a predicted model, not a curated record
GCCCCAUCCCGGCCAUGGCGGCGGCGUUCCGGGCGCUGCGGGUUCUCCUGGGGCUCUUCUUCCUUCUCGCGGGCGCCGUGAAGCUCUCGGAGCGGCUCUCGGCCGACGCGCACCGCCAGAUGGAGCAGUUCGUGCGCUUCGCGGAGGUGUUUCCCCUGAGGGACUUCGGCUUCGCCCCCUCUCCCGGCCCGUACCUGACGGCCGUCGGUGCGGUGGAGGCGGCGGCCGGGCUGCUCCUCGCCUUCGGGCCGCAGCUGCUGCAGGAGAUCAGCAACUUCGUGCUCAGCGUCGUCAUGAUCGGUGCCAUCUACACGCUGCUGGCGCUGCGGGAGCCGUUGGCCAUGUGUGCCCCCGCCACGCUGUGCCUCGGGCUGCUGCUGCUGCUCAACGUCCGCGGGCACGCAGCCCCCACCAAGGCCAAGGCGGAGUGAGCCGGGACGGAGGGAGGACGGCAGCGCUGGCGGAAGGCUGCGGCCGUUUGGUGCCGUCGGGGUGGUUUUAGCAGUGGCACCGUUUGCUGUGAAGCAACGCGAUGCUGCUGUGUGGUGUCCCGGCUGUGGGGCGGGUGGUGACCGUGGCACUGCCAUCACUGCGGUGCCGGCCUGGCGCUGGGCUGGGGAUGGCUCCUGGGGGGGGGGGGGGGUUUGGAAUAAAGCCUCUGUGUUUUU